Tachyglossus aculeatus (Australian echidna) is the source of this 711-nucleotide messenger RNA. RefSeq names its product goosecoid homeobox 2 (gene GSC2). Gene Ontology annotation, molecular function: RNA polymerase II cis-regulatory region sequence-specific DNA binding; DNA-binding transcription factor activity, RNA polymerase II-specific. Bases 1 to 711 code for a protein of 236 amino acids. Gene Ontology annotation, biological process: regulation of transcription by RNA polymerase II. NCBI's taxonomy places the organism in Eukaryota, Metazoa, Chordata, Mammalia, Monotremata, Tachyglossidae. Gene Ontology annotation, cellular component: nucleus. The record is from RefSeq and is a predicted model, not a curated record. The transcript is spliced from 3 exons.
AUGUCCUCGGCCAGCCCGUCGGGCACGGGCGCGCCGGGCCGGAGGGCCGCCCGGAAACCCUGCUCCUUUACCAUCGACGAUAUUCUGGCCCGACCUCCGGAGCGGGAUCCCACCUCCCUCCCGCCCUUCUGCCUACAAGCGGGGGUCCCUAACGGAGGAGACCCCGGGCCGUGCGGGCUGCGGGCACCCUCCGGGGCGCUCCGGGACCGCAGCCGGGACCGGGAGGAAGCAGAGUCGGCCGUCUGCGGCUGCGGCUGUUGCUGCUGCUGCCCUCCCCUGCACCCAGUUGGCACCCGACCCCCGCGGGACCCCGCUGCUUGGAUAGGCGAGAAGGUGUCGAACGUGGCGCUCAGAGGUCCCUCCCGCCCUGCAGCAGACUGCAGGUUCCCCUGGUCGGUGAAGCUGCUCCCCGCCCCGGGCCGGGCGGGGAAGGGGCCCCGCGGACCACCGCUGCAGCCCCCGCAGCGACGAACGCGUCGGCACCGCACCAUCUUCAGCGAGGAGCAGCUGCAGGCCCUGGAGACGCUGUUCCUGCAGAACCCCUACCCUGACGUGCUCACCCGCGAACACCUGGCCAGCCGUAUCCACCUCAAGGAGGAGCGGGUGGAGGUCUGGUUCAAAAAUCGCAGGGCCAAGUGGCGACACCAGAAACGAGCCUCUGCUUCUGCACUGCUGCUGCAGGGCCCUGAUGCUCCUGAGGACAGUUUCUAG